This is a messenger RNA of Rattus rattus (black rat), 1122 nucleotides long. Its product is annotated as keratin-associated protein 4-12-like. The coding region runs from base 1 to 1122 and encodes 373 amino acids. The record is from RefSeq and is a predicted model, not a curated record. The transcript has 3 exons. NCBI's taxonomy places the organism in Eukaryota, Metazoa, Chordata, Mammalia, Rodentia, Muridae. Gene Ontology annotation, cellular component: keratin filament.
AUGGUUAGCUCCUGUUGUGGCUCUGUCUGCUCUGAGGAAGGCUGUGGCCAAGGCUGCUGCCAGACCACCUGCUGUAGGACCACCUGUUGCCGCCCCAGCUGCUGUGUAUCCAGCUGCUGCAGACCCAGCUGCUGUGUAUCCAGCUGCUGCAGACCCAGCUGCUGCCAGCCCAGCUGCUGCAGACCCAGCUGCUGCCAGCCCAGCUGCUGCAGACCCAGCUGCUGCCAGCCCAGCUGCUGUGUGUCCAGCUGCUGCAGACCCAGCUGCUGCAGACCCCAGUGUUGUCAGUCUGCAUGCUGCCAGCCCACCUGCUGCCGCCCCAGCUGCUGCAUCUCCAGCUGCUGCCAACCCUCUUGUUGUGGUUCUAGCUGCUGUGGCUCCAGCUGCUGCCGCCCAUGUUGCCGCCCCUGCUGCUGCCUGCGUCCAGUCUGUGGUCAAGUCUGCUGCCAAACCACCUGCUACCGCCCCACCUGUGUCAUCUCCACCUGUCCCCGCCCCAUGUGCUAUUCCAAUCUCUUCACCACUCAUUCAAAGAUCACUUAUGGAGCGCUUUCAACACAGAACCCAUUAAACCCACCCAGAACCUUCACCUCCGACACCAUGGUCAGCUCCUGUUGUGGCUCUGUCUGCUCUGAGGAGGGCUGUGGCCAAGGCUGCUGCCAGCCCAGCUGCUGCCAGACCACCUGCUGUAGGACCACCUGCUGCCGCCCCAGCUGUUGUGUGUCCAGCUGCUGCAGGCCCCAGUGCUGCCAGUCUGUGUGCUGCCAGCCCACCUGCUGCCGCCCCAGCUGCUGUCGUCCCAGCUGUUGCAUUUCUAGCUGUUGCCGCCCCAGCUGUUGCCGCCCCAGCUGCUGUGUGUCCAGCUGCUGCAGGCCCCAGUGCUGCCAGUCUGUGUGCUGCCAGCCCACCUGCUGCCGCCCCAGCUGCUGCAUCUCCAGCUGCUGCCAACCCUCCUGUGGUGGUUCCAGCUGCUGCCGCCCCUGCUGCCGGCCCUGCUGUCGCCCUUGCUGCUGUCUGAGACCAGUCUGUGGUCAGGUUGGCUGCCAAAGCACUUGCUACCGCCCCACCUGUGUCAUCUCCACCUGCCCCCGCCCCAUGUGCUGUGCCACCCCCUGCUGCUGA